Messenger RNA from Cyprinus carpio (common carp), 4130 nucleotides. RefSeq names its product centrosomal protein 126 (gene cep126). Gene Ontology annotation, biological process: cytoplasmic microtubule organization; non-motile cilium assembly; mitotic spindle organization. The transcript has 11 exons. NCBI's taxonomy places the organism in Eukaryota, Metazoa, Chordata, Actinopteri, Cypriniformes, Cyprinidae. Gene Ontology annotation, cellular component: midbody; centrosome; ciliary base. The coding region runs from base 367 to 3597 and encodes 1076 amino acids. The record is from RefSeq and is a predicted model, not a curated record.
GAAGCGCGUCGAUGGUUACCGUCAUGGCGCAACUGUUUCAGCUGUAGUGAGCGACGAUAAAGACUUACCUUUGCCUGCUUUCAUUUAAAACUAUGUCAAGAUAGCAUUCAGUCGGUUUUGGUCUAGGUGAAUUUCGUAUCAAACUACUGGAAGUUAUAAAGUCAUAGGUAGGCUAAUAAGUGUUAGUAACUGGCUGGCCAGUCUUCAUUUUGCUCUCAUUCUUCAGUGCACCAAUAUUUUAGAUGAGCAGAUAACGUUAUGUUAUUGCGCGGCCGUUCCAACAUCGAUAAGAUGCAGCUUUUCUUGUUCGGAUGAGAAGUGUGGUGUGUGGAGACCUGUCAUCAGCUUGUCAUCCUGAUCUUCGGGAUGCCAGUCCUGGAGGACACACUUUACUACUCGAACAUUAGAUCAGAUGUACAUGAAGGGAAUGAAGAUGAAAGAGAAGUGUUGGUACAAGAACAGAGGUACUGUCGAACUCGGGCUCGCAAGCUUUCCCUGGAAACAAAACGCAGACGAAAGGCUCUAGAGGAGAGAAGGAAACAGUGGGAUGUUCGAGAGCAGAGACUGAGGGAGAAUAUUCUACAGCAGCGCCAUCAGAGGGUCCAGGAUGCCACAGAGAACUUCCAAAGAGCUCAUCUCCCUCCUUCCCAGAGAAAAAGACCAGCAGCUUUUAAGAGAAGAACACUCAACCUUGAUGAAGCACUUCAUCAUAUUCAGAGCAGUCCGCACUUAUACACUCAACAAUCUGCAUUUUUGGCAAGUGGCUUCAACAUUAGCAGGAACUGCACUCCCUCCCCAAAGCCUUCAGGGGGCGCCCGUCACCUACGUGCCUUAUCUGCAGCUGAGGCCUACACCAAACUCCUGCAGGAGAAGAGCCUGAGUAACUUCAAGAACAACCAGCUGCUCUUCCUCAGUGAGCAACAGGAGUCCCAGGCCGUUCUAAAAGAAAAAGUGCAGGCCGAUCUACAGGAGUAUCUUGAUACCCCACAUAGCGAGACAGAGAGUCUGUCUAGUCUGGACAGCUUAGAGAAUAUAGACACUCAGAAGACCCAUGACACUACACCGGUUUGUUGCUCCCACCAGAGCACCACCUGUACCCAGUCUUUCUACCUCCCCGUGGAUCCCCCUAAGCUCCAAGACCCCAAAAAUCCUCCAGCACCAUUCAGACAGUCCAACAACCUAUGUUCACCAUCUCACCCCUCCACUUCCGUAGCAAAGAGCUUCCUGGAGGAGUUCUUAAAUCAAGAAAGCAAACUCAGUCUUAACUCACCCUCACCAAAGGAUCGUGAGUCACCAGAAGAAAACAGGAGUCUCCGGAAUUGCACGCAAGAAAGAUUUGAUAACUCAAAAGACCAAUUGCAGACCUUCAACACCCAUAAUUGCCAAAAAGAGUUGACUCAGCAGGACUUAGCUACUAAUUCAGAACAUAUGACUCAUGAUAAUGAUAGAAACGCUCAAGGGAACAUUUUGAAAGACAAAGGAUCUGUGGUUGCCCACUGCAAAACACAAGCCGUGCCAGAUACCACACCCCUGGAAUUCUCAAGUCUGACUAAAGACUUCAAGUCAGAAUCCAAGCAGCAGACAAGAACCCUGGAGGAGAAAUAUGCUAAACAUUUAUCAGAAACACAGACGGCUCUUCCAGCCAGCAGAUGCAAACACAGCAACAGUUCAUUCGAAGCCUUUUCCUGCUCCUCUGCCCAUCUUAGCAUAACGUAUCGGACUGACACGAGUUCCCCAAACAUACAACCAAAAGAAGAACUGAGUUCUUCACAGUCACAUAAAUGCAAACCAGAUGUAUAUGUUGCCACAGGGCUCAAGAUAGAAUCCAAACCGCUGAGCAUGGAGGAGAGUAUAAGCAUAGAUCCUAAAAAUGAAACGGAUGUCACCAAAUUGGCAAAAGCUGGAAUGCUGAAUUCUUCUAAAUGCACGGAGGAACCAAACAGAACAUCUGCAGACCCCGUGACCCAUUCUGCCCCUAACAACAAUGUCAGAUUCCUGAAAGGGAUCCUUAAAAACCAUUUAAAAUCCAAAUCAGGCAAUGUCAAAUUCACUUAUACUCCUGGCCAUUUGCUUUUCACCAAAGAAGUGGCCAUAUUAAUCCGGGACAGUGUAGAGCUGGCCAGGACAAAACUCAAUGAGCCAGAGCAGAAUAGGACGGUUAAGAAGAAACUACGCUGGUUUGAUGAGGUAGAUGGAGUUGAGGGGGUGGACCGAUUGUUUAGAGACCCCAGCAGGCAUGCUAACCUGCUUCAACAAACCCAUAAACAGCUCUCCGCAGAUCACUCGAACCAUGUGAAUUUACUCACAGGGGUAUCAAAGAACAUCUCCAAUAAGACCUCUGCUAUCCCCGCUGGGCCCCAAUCCACUAGACAGGCCUGGGCAGAUGUAGGGCCCCAAGAAAGCCGUACACAGGAGCCCACCUCUCAAAGAAGAGCCCUCUGCACUGGGGGCCCACGGACUCCCCGGAGAGCGUGCUCAGCCAGAGUCGGCUCGUGUUCUGUUACCUCCCGGGCCAGGAAGGGCACUAUCAUCAGACCGCAAUCUGCCAGGGAAGCGCAACAUGUGGCCAAGACCCAAGGGAAGAUUUUGGUGCCUCGACCCCCUCCAAAACCUGAAGCUGUGGAGUGUAACUUAGCUGAGGGUUCCGUGUACAUCUCGAAGGCAUCGUGCAAUGAGGAUGGUGUACAGAGCAGACCGGAUCUGCAGGAUCUGGCCUUUUGCAAAGACACUCCAGAUAGCCAGGCAAUAGUUCAUCGGCCUACCCUCAGAACAGAUGCUAUCUGUGCUCCAGUGCCACCCUACUGUACCUUCACCCAUGAGACAGGCAUCUGUUCCCUCUCCCCUCCAGAUGCCCUUGCAGACAAUGCCAGACACAGGUGUGGAGAUAACGGGAUAUGUUUGGACCGGACUCCAACAGAUGAGGAGAUCUCACUGCUGUGGCAUGGAGUCCGAACUGCUCUCGCCAGUAAAGACGGUGACCCUCAAAGUUUUCUUGCUCACAAUGGCCCGUUGUCUUCUUCGCCUCAAGUCUGUGCCAGUCUGUCCCAUGUCACUAUCAAUGGUGAUAGUCUGAUCAGUGGUGUCAAAGGAGCCUCAAAAAUGGGUGGAUUUUUCUUGUCUUCCUCUAACAUGAGAAGUCCAAUAAGGAGACAGGCUAUGGAGAGUAAUAUGGUGAAGAGCCGAGUUUCAGUGGAAAACAGCAGGAACCAAACAGCAGGAACAACACAGAGAAAGCCUAGUUUUCCUUAUCAGGUCACUGUGCCAAAACCUCAAUAUCCAAAUAAAAAUGGUCAUGCAGCUGACAGUGAAGUCCCAGAGGUGUCAGACGGUGCUCAUGAAGUAGAGGACUGUGCUCAGACCCAUAAGAUCUGCAACGAUCCGAUUGGUCCGUUGAGCCAGAGAAUACAGUCACUCAGUGUCAGCGCUCUGUCACAAGAGGAGCAGAAGAUCCUGCAGUCACUCGAGAGACUAAAUCAACGCCUGCAAUAUGUGCAAGAUACAGCUGGUGGCAACCCAGCAGUGAAGGGCAUCUUUACUUUGGGUCCUGCAUUUGUGAGUAUUGCCCAUGUGUUCAGAGGAAGUGAUCUGUUCGCUUGAACUAAUGUGACCUGCUCACAGCUCUGUCCCCUCUUUCUGUCUUCUCAUCCUUGAAACCAGACCGGUGAGACUGUAGGUGUCACCGUGCGUAGGCGAGGAGCCUCUGCUGAUAAUCGCACCCGAACUCAACAGCGUUACUGACUACACCUCCCAUGAUCCACCACUCCCUCAAGCACCUUCUCUCAGCUGCACUUUGCAAGCCUUCAAACCUUAAGAUUAUAUGCUCUAUUUUGCUGAGACAUAGUUAAAUACUUUAUCUGAGUGGUAUUUAAUUGUUGUUUAAAGGCAUAGUUCACCCAAAAAUGAACAUUUGCAGAAAAUGUACUCACCCCCUGGCCAUCCAAAAUGUAAAUGAAUGAUUUUUUUCAUUUGGACAGAUUUGGAGAAACUUAGCAUUGCGUAACUUGCUCACAAAUGAAUCCUCUACAGUGAAUGGGUGCCGUCAGAAUGAGAGUUCAAACAGCUGAUGAAAACAUCACAAUAAUCCACAAUUUAUCCACACGUCUCCAGUCCAUCAUUUAUCAUCUUGUGAA